Molecule: messenger RNA, 824 nt
Organism: Syzygium oleosum
Lineage: Eukaryota; Viridiplantae; Streptophyta; Magnoliopsida; Myrtales; Myrtaceae
Product: DNA-directed RNA polymerase II subunit 4
Exons: 7
Coding region: 101-517 (138 amino acids)
Biological process (GO): nuclear-transcribed mRNA catabolic process, deadenylation-dependent decay; positive regulation of translational initiation; mRNA export from nucleus in response to heat stress
Cellular component (GO): RNA polymerase II, core complex; P-body
Molecular function (GO): nucleotide binding; translation initiation factor binding
Source: RefSeq, a predicted model, not a curated record
UAUUUAAAACGGUGUCCCCCUCUUGCUUGCUCUUCAAAUUCACACCCCUCUCUCUCUCUCCUCUCUCUAGUUCUGCUGGUGCUUUGCUCGGGCUGCAAGUAUGUCUGGUGAAGAGGAAGAAAAUGCUGCUGAGCUCAAAAUUGGCGAUGAAUUUCUGAAGGCAAAGUGUUUAAUGAACUGUGAAGUAUCCUUGAUACUUGAACAUAAGUAUGAACAGCUUCAACAGAUGUCUGAUGAUCCAUUGAAUCAAGUUUCUCAAGUAUUUGAGAAGUCAUUGCAAUAUGUUAAACGCUUCAGCCGUUAUAAGAAUCCUGAUGCUGUCAGACAAGUUAGAGAAAUUCUGAGCAGAUAUCAAUUGGCUGAAUUCGAGCUUUGUGUUCUUGGCAAUCUUUGCCCUGAAACUGUAGAGGAAGCUAUUGCUAUGGUACCAUCUAUUAAGAACCGAGGCCGUGCUCUCGAUGAUGAGGCAAUUGAGAAGAUGUUGAACGACCUGUCGUUGAUAAAGAGAUUCGAGUGAGGCCUCUUCAUGCUUGAUCAUAGCAGUCAAGAGGGAGAACAGACAAGUUGCCAUAUUUUGCAGUGUUGACAGAUGGCUCAAUCACAAUUCGUCAUUGCACUUUGAAUUGUAGCCCGAACAAAGUUCGACUUGAUGAAUCAUGUUGCAUUGCAUCAUGACCUAUCAAAAUUGUUAUCAUUCUCCUGCGUGCAAACUGUGAAUUGGCGCUGUUAUUGCUGUGUCAGUGCACAAGAAUGAUCUAAUAUGACUCUCUCUAUACGCAAUGAUUCCUUGCUAUUAAUUUUUUAUCACAAGGAGAAUAUCCUUC